AUGGUGCUGGCGGCGGCGUACGGGGCCGGCGAACUGCAGGGAGCGGCGCGGGCGCAACGGGCUGCGGAGAUCCGGCGCCGGCGGCGAGCGUGGGAUCAAAUUGAGACGAUCCAGGCCGACGGAAUGGAACUUGAUCCAACGGAUUCAUCUAGACGGCAUGAUUCAGAGGUUGCCAUUGGGAGCAAUAUCGAUGCUCCAUUGUUGUUGCCUGAGGCUUCUUCACCUAUCCCACAAGUCGAUUGGGAUAACUUAAAGAUAGUAGAGACACAUGAUGAGGAAGGAAGAAUUGAACCAAUGAGUGAGGAUCAGCUAUAUGGGAUCUUGGGCCUGAGGGAUGAGGAUGAGAGGAGGAAGGUGGCUGAACCAAAUGGUCGUACAAUGCGUGAGCAGGGAGAUGAUAAUACCGAAGGUGCUGCCAUUCCUAUUAGUGAUGCCAUAGCAGAUGAGGUAGUGAUUACAUAUGACAAGGACCACCCAAAAAUGGAUCUUGGCACUAUGUAUCCAUCAAUGGAUGAAUUUAGGUUGGCUGUGAGGCAAUUUGCCAUUAAUGAGGAGUUUGAGCUAGGUACAGAGAAGUCAUCGAAGGAAAGGUUUAGAGGGUUCUGCAAGUCUAGUGAAGAAUGCCCUUGGAGGAUUGUUGGCAGAAGGCAAGCUGAUGAAAAAACAAUAAAGGUAACUUUUUUAGUUGAUCAACAUGAUUGUAUUUCAAGCAGUAGGGUGAAGACCAUAACACCAUCUCAGAAGUGGGUAGCUAGCAAAGCUGUGAGUAUCAUUCGAAAUAUACCCAAUAUUGGAGCUAUAGAAUUGCAGAAAAAACUGCAGGACGAAUACUCUGUCACAAUUCCAUAUGACACAGUUUGGAGGGGGAAAGAAAAAGCUCUCGCAGAGGUUUAUGGUAAAUGGGAAGAGAGUUUUGAGAUGCUAUAUAGAUGGAAGGCGGAGGUACUGAAGAGGUCACCUGGAAGUGUUGUAGAGAUUGAAGUACUGGAAAUAGAUGGCAAAGUGUAUUUUCAUCGGUUUUUCUGUGCACUUAAACCAUGCAUUGAUGGUUUUCUAGAAGGAUGUAGGCCAUAUCUGGGUAUAGAUUCUACUGCACUAAAUGGAAGGUGGAAUGGUCAUUUAGCCUCAGCUACAGCAGUUGAUGGUCACAAUUGGAUGUAUCCACUUGCUUAUGGGUUUAUUGCUUCUGAGACAGGAGAUAAUUGGACUUGGUUUAUGAAUCAGCUUAAGAAUGCAAUUGGAGAUCCUCCACUUCUUGCAGUGUGCACAGAUGCUUGCAAAGGUUUGGAGAAAGCAGUGAGGGAGGUGUUUCCCAAUGUUGAACAAAGGGAAUGUUUUUUCCAUCUUAUGAAGAAUUUUGUGAAAAGGUUCCAUGGGUUUGGUCAGAUGUAUCCUGCAGCAAGAGCUUACAGGGAAGAAGUGUUCAUAAAACAUAUGGAAUCAAUUUUUAAAGAAUCAAAUGCUGUAUGGCUGUGGUUAAAAGAGUACCAUAACCUCAAGUGGAUGAGGUGUGCCUUCAAUCCAGAAAUCAAGUGUGACUAUGUCACUAACAAUGUAGCAGAGGUUUUCAAUAACUGGAUCCGAGACAUUAAGGACUUACCUGUUGCUGAACUAGCUGACAAGGUGAGAGAGAUGAUCAUGGGUUUGUGGAGGAAGAGGAGAAGGAUUGGAGAAAGACUCAUGGCUGGAAGGAUAUUACCAGGGGUUAUGGUUCAGCUGAGGGCAAAUACCAGAGGUUUGGGGCACUUGAAAGUCGUGGAAUCUGCUAAUUGGAGUGCAGAAGUUUGGGACAAUAGCAAUAAUUGUGAAAGGCAUAUUGUGAAGCUUAAUCAGAAGACAUGUACUUGUCUUGAGUGGCAGCACACUGGUAAGCCAUGUGAGCAUGUUUUGGCCUUUGUAACAUCACAAAAGAGAGUAGACCUUGAGCAGUUUGUGCAUGAGUACUACUCAGUGGACAGAUUUAAGGCAGCUUAUGGCAGAGAGAUUGAGCCAAUGACAGGCAAAUCACAGUGGCCACAAGUACAACUCCCAUUUGUUGUGAGUGCACCACUUGCUAAGAGAAAUGUUGGAAGACAAAGAAAAUUGAGGAUCAAAGGAUGUCUCGAGGGUGGCCACAAGAAGAAAGGUGCCAAUGAUGACAACACUGCUCCCAUCAAUGCUAAGGGGAAGAAAAUGAUAAGAGGGCCAAUGACUUGCCUUAAGUGUGGUCUAAAGGGUCACAGGAAGAGGAAACCUAGGAAGAACAGUACAAGAGCAAGGCCAGAUGAAGCUAGCACACCACAAAGACCAACUAGAGAACAAAUACUACAGGACAGUCCAGGCAUUGUAACUAGAAGAUAUGCUGUAGAUUCAGCUGAGAUGUUCACGGCAGAGCACCGACAAUAG
Setaria italica (foxtail millet) is the source of this 2385-nucleotide messenger RNA. RefSeq lists its product as uncharacterized. Gene Ontology annotation, molecular function: transposase activity; zinc ion binding; DNA binding. Gene Ontology annotation, biological process: DNA transposition. Bases 1 to 2385 code for a protein of 794 amino acids. The record is from RefSeq and is a predicted model, not a curated record. NCBI's taxonomy places the organism in Eukaryota, Viridiplantae, Streptophyta, Magnoliopsida, Poales, Poaceae. The transcript has 6 exons.